GCACGCAUUCAACCCAGGAGGCGGAAUCGCGCAUUUUGGAGAUAUGUAGAUAUACUGAUGCCAUAAAAUCUCCCCUGGAUUAUCUGAAUUUUUUCACUACAUUGAAGGUCAUGGGGAAUUCACACACGGGCCACCUUCAGAGCACUCGGUUUGAGGAAAUGCUGCAUAACUCCAUAGAGGCGUCACUGCGCUCCAACACAGUAGUGCCUAGACCUGUGUUCUCUCGGCUGUACCUGGAAGCAGAACAAAGGCCUUAUUCCAAUGAUGCAGGUCGAUUAGAUGAGGAAGAUGAUGAAGAGGAUGGUUCCGAUUCAAACAGCCCUCCAAUACCAUAUCAAAUGAAGCCACCGCCAGAGGGAUCUUGUACCACUGAUGGAUUCUGUCAGGCAGGAAAAGACUUGCGGUUGUCAUCCAUGGCCACUGAGUCCUUAGAAGUCCCUCCUGGGUUCCUGUUCGUCGGAGCGAAAUCUCCCAGUGUUCCCGAUCACAUUCUGGUGUGUGCAGUGGACCUGCGUUUCCUUCCAGAUGAAUGCGGACGUAAUGCACUUUUAGGUUUCUCUGGAAACUGCAUUGGCUGUGGCGAGAAGGGUUUCCGAUACUUCACCGAAUUCGCCAACCACAUCAACCUGAAGCUUACUACCCAGCCCAAAAAGCAGAAGUACUUGAAGUACCACCUGCUCCGGAACGCACAGGGCUUAUUGGUCAAGGGACCGGCAAUCUGCUGGAAAGGGAUAGAUGGCAGAAUGAGACAUUCUGUGUCUAACAUAGCUGCUGGACCAGAUGAGCAAUCGGGCAAUGGACCAACUGACCUGCUUCCUAAUUCAAGUCACACAACCUUAAGCACAAUUAAUCACACAGAUCUGAAUACUCAUCUCCACAUAUCUGAGGGUUCACCUCCCUUAACCAAUGGCAGUCAUGUUCCUGGACCACAGCAGCACGUGUCACAAACUGGAGUAGUGGCCAAUGGGCCUGGAAGGCCAGCAAUAGGCUCCAUGUCAAAUUCUGGGCCCCCCAAAAAGAGACAUAAGGGAUGGUCCCCAGAAUCUUCAGCUCCAACAGACGUCACCCCCAGACCUGUUCCCAACAGCACGACCAACGGAACUAAAUCAGCUGACAGCGGUGCAUCAGGGUGUUUGUCUCUGGGGUCCUCGCCACCCCUCGCACCUGGAGAACAUGUUACAGUGCCUGAUCACCUGCUUCAGACCUGUGGACUGCGGCCUGUCAUUUUUAAAGGGCACGGGACACUGCCACAGUUAAGUGGGAAUCUCGGGGAUGUGCUGGUGAGCGGACUGCUGCAGAAAUGCUACCGCAGUUCCCAGAACCUCCCACGCAUCUACGAGCAGUACGGCACCGCUCCCAUUCAGCCCAUCUCCACUGAGAUGCAGAUACUGUUGACUGUCUACUAUCUGGUUCAGCUCGCUCCUGACCAGGCUCCUCAAAUGGAAGACCUGGAGCAGAUCUUCAUGCGCUCCUGGCGCGAGUCACACCUGACAGAGAUCCGGCAGUACCAGCAGACCCAUCCACAGUUCCCUCCUCCUCUUCCCUGCUUAGCUCAGCCACUCACCCCCUCUCAGCUCCCCUGGCUGGCCAAACUAGCCACCAGCUCAUGCGGGGAAGGAGUCCUGGUGCUGGACACAGCGCCCUCUCUGGUGGAAGCGUUGGAGGACACCUUUCACAGACUGGUGGAGGGCAGACUGAAUCGGACCCAUUAUGUGGUGAUCAUCUGCAUGAACAGGAGCCAGGAGAUAGAGUCAUGUGUGGUGGUCACAGGAAAGCACCAGACGCGUGCUCUCUCCGAGAGCCUUCUCUCUCCAAAUGAUUGUUCGAGAGAGAUCGCCCACGAGUUGUCUUCUGGAAGCGUGGCAGAGCUCGCAUUCUAUUUCAGCUCUCUGGGUCCGGAUGGAGAUGUGGAGACUUUGCUGGAGAAAGCCAGUCCUGAGAGCUCUGCGUGCGGUCUAGAACCGUCCAGAGACAGCCCUAAACCCACAUGUGCCGAGUACUGCGUCGAGUGGCACGAGAUUCGGCCCAUUCAGCUGGCUGUAGCGCGAAAGCUUCUCUCUCACGUUUGUGCCAUUGCGGAUUCCAGCACACAGAACCUGGAUCUCGGUUCCUUUGACAAGGUUGAGUUCUUGAUCUGCGUUCCACCCUCAGAGGUCACCUUUCAUCAAGUGGUCCUUCACCUGUGGAACUCAGGAGUGUUGCGGGAGUUAGGGCUGGACCAAGACUGCUUGUCUCUGAAGGACGCUGAGCAGUACGUGGUAAAGUUGAACCAGAGCGCAGUGGGAAAGAUCAACAGCCUCAUUCAGAAAUCUAAGAUGUACCCUUAUACUCUCUUCAUACUGGUGCAUGAUCACGCACACUCCGACAUCAGCAGUGGACAGUACAGUGGAGGAGAUUCCCGUUUAGGACUAGUGGACAGUUUGCUCAACUGCAGGCAGAUUCGAGACGCUCCCAACAUCGUGACUCUCCACGUCACCUCAUUUCCCUUUGCCUUUCAGACUCAGUACACGCGCAUCAGUCCUUACAAUGAGAUCCACUGGCCCUCUGCCUUCAAUAACGAUGUAGAUCUCUAUAACGAGAAGACAAAGUAUUUUGGUGUAUCAGAGCUGUUAGAGACCACCCGCUCUGGCAGUGGUCUUCCUCUGCUUCGAUACGACAGCUCAUUUGAGAGCAUGGCUGCUGCUCUAGAGGAAAGAUUCCCGAAGCUUCAAAGUGCCGUGAUUCGCACGCACGUUCUGAUCCAGCAUUACUCACUGGCCCUGAUGGCCACAGCGGGUGGUCAGACCUUACAGGCUCUGCAGAAGCACAUCUCGGUGGAGACUCUGGAGAUGAUCCAGUGCCUCCUCACCACGACCCAGCGGUGUACCAGCCGUCACGGGCACAUGCUCCUCCUGAGGAUCCCCUCACCCGCCCUCGCUGCCCUCGCUCACCAGCGCCUCUGCCACGUCCGCAACAGACUCGGUCUCCACAAGCAGUUUGAGAUUAUCCUGGGAGAUCCGGCGGCUGCUCUUACUGUAGAAAAACACUUCCUGGACCAGCUUAGGCGUUUCAUACUGGUAUAUCUGCAGGCCUGGUUGAAGAUCUUGGAUCCGGACUGGGCUCCACGCACAUACCUAGAGCUUGAGGCUCUACCCUGUAUCCUUAUUUUAACUGGCUUGGAUCCACUCGGGGAAUCUCUACCCAGAUCUCUAAAAUACUGUGACUUGCGUGUGAUCAGCUGCUGGUCUCUGCAGCGCACGGCUCUGGAGCAGGAGCUGGGGCUCGCCGCAUACCUACUGAAGGCAAAAGCAGACGCUCCGCACGGGUCUCAUAUGCCCAGCGACCUGUCUGAGAGUGACCCUGAAAAACUCAGCAGCACUGACAAUGAGGAAGAAGAGGUUGUGGUGGAUGUAAACAGCGCUAGCCUGGGUAACGCUUCCCCAACUGCCACCCAGCGCCCCCCAUCCGACUGGACUCCUCUGGACCCAGAAAAACAACCCAACCAGAGGCGGCAGUCCAAAUCCACCUCCUCUGGCUCCUCAUCCUCUUGGGCCUCCCCUCUACGGCAGUGCUGCUCCUGGGCUCGCAACCUCAGCCGCCCGCCCGUGGUCCUGCUCCCUAAAGCUGUCUAUGACCUCAUCACCACUGUGGACUCCAGCGGGCUGCCCAAGUCCACCUCCUUCCUCCCUCUCUCCUCUGUAGAGUGGGUCAGCUCCUUCAGACCCCUCCUCAGCAAGAUGAUGACCUGCACCGAGCAGUCGCUGUAUUAUCGUCAAUGGACCGUCCCAAAGCCUGACCACAUGGACAGCAGUAACCGGGCAGAAGGACGCAGCGAUAACUUCCACCCACGGAGAUUGCUUCUUAGCGGCCCACCACAGGUGGGGAAGACUGGUGCAUAUCUGCAGUUCCUGGGUAUUCUUUCUCGCAUGUUAAUCAGACUUAUGGAGGUGGACAUUUAUGAUGAGGAAGAUAUAAACUGCAAUUGCGAAACAGAUUUGGUACGAUACCAUCAGCCUGUUGCAUCAUGGCCCAACACAGAAGCUGUUAGUAGGAUGCCCUUUGAUUACAUCAUUCAUGACCCAAAAUACGACGACAUCAGCACAAUCUACUCACCAGACUUCAGUCCAAAUGCAGAUGAUGGAAAGUCCAGACGGCAGGAUGAUGUGUAUCUACGCAGGCGUACAACACGAAUAAAACUCUCCAAAUAUGCAGCAUACAACACUUACCAUCAUUGUGAACAGUGUCAUCAGUACAUGGGUUUUACUAAACAGUACCAGUUGUACGAAUCCACCCUGCAUACGUUUACCUUCUCGCACCUUCUAUUGGGAGAGGAAAUUCAGCUUUACUUCAUCAUUCCCAAAUCCAAAGAGCAUCACUUCUCCUUCAGCCAAUCAGGAGGACAGUUAGAGAGCAUGAGACUGCCCCUUACUUCUGAUUGGAAUCCUGACACCAUCAAAAGCCCUAUAUUCACACCCACCACUGGACGCCAUGAGCACGGCCUGUUUAAUCUCUAUCAUGCCAUGGAAGGAGCUGCCCACCUGCACAUCCUAGUCAUUAAAGAGUAUGAGAUGGCCGUCUAUAAGAAAUAUUGGCCCAACCAUAUAAUACUCGUCCUUCCGACCAUCUUCAAUGGAGCUGGAAUAGGAGCAGCUCAUUUCCUGAUUAAAGAGCUCUCUUUUCAUAACCUGGAGCUGGAGCGGAGCAGAAGAGGGGAGCACGGCAGCCGUCCACAGGACGUCUGGCCUUUUAUCAUUCUCGCAGAUGAUUCGUGUGUCAUGUGGAACAGUGUUGAUGUUGACCCGAAAAGUGGUACUACAGGGGCAGAAAGAAAUGUAUCCUUGAAACAGGUUCUUCAGCACAUGGAAUCAUCUCCAGACAUCACUCGAUACGGCUUAUGUGGGAUGAGGAAGUGGUCCAGCUGUGGGGGUGAAGCCGGGCAUCAGAAAGAGCCGUUCUCACGGGGACACCUACAUGACUUUUUGCUGCUCAACGUGGACCUCACUCAGAAUGUCCAGUACAACCAGAACCGUUUCGCAUGUGACGAUGUGGACUUCAACCUACGAGCCCACAGUGCAGGACUCCUCAUCUGCAGGUUCAACAACUUUAGUGUGAUGAAGAAGCAGAUCGCCAUUGGUGGAUAUGGUACCUUCAUCAUCAAGACUAAAAUGACGGAUGUACCCACCACAAUCCAGCCAUCUCAGUACAUCUGUGCCCCAGACAGCAAGCAUCUGUUUCUGGCCACACCAGCUCAGCUGUUGCUGGAGAAAUACCUUCAGCACACCAGUCAUCGGUUAUUCCCGCUCAGUGCCCGAAACUACAGUCACCCGGUUCUCUCUGUUGACUGCUACCUGAACCUCGGUCCAGAGGUGACGGUUUGUUUUGUUAGCUCCAGGCCUCACUCCAUUAACAUUAGCACUACUGGACUGCUCUUCAGUGGCCUGCUCUUGUAUUUCUGUGAUUCCUUUGUAACGCCCGGAUUUCUCAAGAAGUUCCAGUUUCUGAAAGGGGCAACUCUGUGUGUGAUCUGUCCCAACCGGAGCUCUCUGCGUCAGACUGUAGUUCGGCUGGAGCUGGAGGACAAGUGGAGGUUUCGUCUCAGCGAUGAGUUUCAAACGGCCAAUGCCAAAGAGGACCAGCCUCUCUUUUUCCUCACAGGAAAACACAUAUGACUCUCAGAGGCCAAAGACGCAUAACUAUCUUGUUUGUAUAUAGCAUUUGCUUUGUAUAUAAUGCACAAUGUAUGCUGUAAAUUUGCUUUUCGUUGUUGUUUUUUGUGUGUGUUGGUUUUAUUACCUUAAAACCAGUGUUUACCUACGUCUUUAUAGUUGUUUAAAAUGUAUUUAUUUACAGUGACCUUUUUAUGUUUUUAUCUUUCUGUUUUAUUCUUUGGCGUUUGUUGUUUUUGUCCUAACUGGAAAUGUUAUCAUCAGCUUGAUAGAGGAUUGUGAAGUGUUAAAAGAGCAGAUUCAGAAGUAUUUUGUGGAAAAGAGUAUUUUUGUAGCUGUGUUUGGUGUGUUGUGUGUGAAUGAGGACGUAAAUUCAUUAAAGUACUUAUCUCAUACAUUUCAAAUCUGUACCGUUGUAUGAACACUAGAUGGCAGCACAAUUACAUUUUUAUUAUCAAGAAAAAUUAUACAACAUCAGCUUAUAAGAUGUUUCUUUUGUGAAAGAAAAAGUGGCCUUUCAUUAAACCGUAUUUGAAAAUGUACCGUUAUUAUGUGUGUUGUGGGGAGUAAAUAAAUCAUUUAA
Triplophysa rosa is the source of this 6228-nucleotide messenger RNA. RefSeq names its product growth regulating estrogen receptor binding 1 (gene greb1). Gene Ontology annotation, biological process: multicellular organism development. The record is from RefSeq and is a predicted model, not a curated record. The transcript has 32 exons. NCBI's taxonomy places the organism in Eukaryota, Metazoa, Chordata, Actinopteri, Cypriniformes, Nemacheilidae. Bases 111 to 5648 code for a protein of 1845 amino acids.